Messenger RNA from Cyprinodon tularosa, 2660 nucleotides. Its product is annotated as stress-induced-phosphoprotein 1-like. Gene Ontology annotation, molecular function: metal ion binding; protein binding; RNA binding. Lineage: Eukaryota; Metazoa; Chordata; Actinopteri; Cyprinodontiformes; Cyprinodontidae. The record is from RefSeq and is a predicted model, not a curated record. The coding region runs from base 137 to 2053 and encodes 638 amino acids. The transcript is spliced from 18 exons.
AAGAACUAGCAGUAGACACGGGAGGCUUCUCCUCCGCAUUGCAAGCAGAAACUUCCACAGCAGGACAGACCCAGCAGAAAACAAAGGCUCAACGAGGACAGAUGCUGAGCUUGUGCGCUGAAAGUAAACGGAAGCUAUGCCAAAAAGGAGAGAAAUCGUUCGAGGUGGGCCUGGCUUGCCCCGGAUCAGAGAAGGCUCGAGACUAAUGCGCACCCACGAAACAAUGGUGGAUUACCUGAGUGGGCGCAGCAAUGGAGGCUCUUUCCUGGAGGCGUUAGCUCCUUCUCUUUUUGGUUUUCACUUUUCUCCUUCCUUAGAAAAAGAUCUAAUUUACUCGGAUGACGAUCUUGAUUAUGAUGAUGAUGAUGAUGAUGAUAAUUCACAUAAUUUUGGUAGUAAACCUUUAAAACCACACCCACAAAUUAAAGAACUCGGUGAAGAGGAGGCUAAUGAAUUUAUAGAAGAGCACGAAAAACGUAAAGAUAAAACUGAAAGAAACAAACGUAAAAAAAAGCGCAAGAAAGAAAAAAAAAGACUUGAAAAGGAGAAUGCUCAUAAGGAAAGUUUACCUGUUGACAAUGAGGACGAGUUAGAUUCAUCGAAGGUGCAGGAACAAGCUUGUAUAAUUGAUGAUAAUUCAGAGAAAAUCAAGCCUCCAGAUUAUGGUGAAACAGAAACUCAGGAAGCUGGAAUUGUUGAGGUAGCUGAAAACACCAAAGAAAAGGACAUUUUGAAAAUUAAUUCGACAAAGAAAGAGGAGGACUUGAAUUCAAAUAAUUUAAAUGCUGCAUCUAGUAAAGUGGGUGCUGAGGAGAAAUGUAGCCAGAAGUCUGAAAAAGAAAAGAAAAAAGAAAAGAUCAAAGUUCAGCAGCCAGAGGAAGAAAACAUCCAGGAUGCUGUGAAAUCUGAAGUUCAGACGAAAACUGAGCAUGAAAACAAUAAAGAGAAAAUCCGGGAUCCUGUGUCUGAAGAGCACGCAAAACGAAGCAUAGAGCUUGCCAGUAUGGGGAAUCGUCUGGCGGCGGCUGGACAGUUUGAGAUGGCCGUGUCAUGUUUUACAGACGCCAUUAAAUACAACCCAAAGGAAUUCAAGUUAUUUGGAAAUCGGUCUCUGUGUUAUGAGAGACUCCAGCAGUAUGAGAACGCCCUGAGGGAUGCUGACCUGGCUCUCUCCAUGCAGCCCAAAUGGAUAAAGGGUUUGUUUCGAAAAGGGAAAGCUCUCUGCGGCCUCAAGAGGUACUAUGAAGCCACCCUGAUCUACAACGACGUGUUGAAGCUGGAACGCACGAGUGUUGAAGCGGCGCAGGAGCUGAAACGAGCGCAGACCUUACAUCUGAUGGAAAUGGGUUUCACCUGGGCGCAAAGCACAGAGGCUCUAAAGACUUACCAAACGUUGGAGAAAGCCGUGGAUGCUCUGAUGGCCAGUAACCCUGAUGGAGAUCUAGAAGGUGCGUGUGCUCAGUGGGAGGAAGGUGAACAAGCACUGGCCGAAGAGGAUGAUUAUGAGGGUGAUGGACAGUGGACUGUCCUACAAACAGCCCGUUCACGAACGCAGAAAGUCCGAGAUCUGGCUUCUUUGGGUGAAAUUAGAUCAAAAUCGCAGUCGCCGACUCCUCGCUCCAAAUAUUCAUCAAAGCAUGAGCUGUUUUCAGUUUGGGUUGGAACAUUAGGACCUACCAUGACCUAUGCAAAACUCCAUGAGCUCUUCAGCAGAGUCGGUAUGGUGUGCAGCAUCAAGAUGCUGCUUGAGCAGCAGUGUGCGUUUGUGAACUACACCCAAAAGGAGGAGUGUGAAAGAGCCAUCAAGUGCAUCAACGGGAUGGUUAUAGAGGGUGCUCCGCUGACUGUGCGCUAUCCCUUUAAGAGCUCCAACGGAGAGACGGAGCCCUUCCAACGUUCUAGCCCGUACAAUAAGGAGUGCUUUUUCUGGAGGACGUCAGGCUGCACCAGGGAUGACUGCACCUUCAGACACGUCCCAGAACACAAGAACAUCGACAGAGACAAGUUCACCAGCAAGUUGGGGUUAGGAUCCCAUGCAGGGAAUCAAAAAUAAAUGAUUAACGUGUAGACAUUUCACAGGGUCUUUUUGCUUAAACUGUUUAUCAGCGGUGAACACUUGAAGAGCUGCAGUUGCAUGUUAAACAGAUCUGUAAUGACGUGAAAUUUACUCUGCUGGAAAGCAGCAAAUGUGCCUUUUCAUGAUUGGAGUGAAAAUGGGCCUCUGCCUGGGAUUGCUGACCAUCUAAAUCCGUGGAAGCCUGAAGUUUUACAUCCGUUUUAAAGUUUUUGAAGAGAUUUAUUCUGGUUGAUUUUAAGCCACCACCAGGUGGUGGUAUUAUAUUUUUAACCAUUGUGUGUGUGUGUGCAUGGACCUUUUUGCUUUAAUUUUAAGGCAGAGAUUCAUAAAGCUGAUUUUACAUAACUAUAAUUUUUUUUCCUGUUUUGUUUUUCUGUGGUUUCUGUUGUUUUAUGUAUGGAACUGUUGAUGGUUUGUUUAUCGACCAGUAAAGGUUUUCCAGUUCCCUGAAUGGUGGAAGAGCAUCUGUUUGCAUAUGGAAAUGUUCACAUAGAAUCAUUCACCAGCGGCUGUUGCUUAUUAUAGGUCUGGUUGCUGUUGCUCUAAACAUUAACCUUAAAAAAAAAUACUUGUCAAAUUUUAA